This is a messenger RNA of Nilaparvata lugens (brown planthopper), 2871 nucleotides long. RefSeq lists its product as uncharacterized. NCBI's taxonomy places the organism in Eukaryota, Metazoa, Arthropoda, Insecta, Hemiptera, Delphacidae. The record is from RefSeq and is a predicted model, not a curated record. The coding region runs from base 1 to 2607 and encodes 868 amino acids. Gene Ontology annotation, molecular function: microtubule binding. The transcript is spliced from 6 exons. Gene Ontology annotation, cellular component: centriole; axonemal microtubule; sperm flagellum. Gene Ontology annotation, biological process: microtubule anchoring.
AUGUGUCAGUUUAAAGUGAAUGUGAAAGCGCCUUCCACCGCGAAGGGUUCAGACAGUCUCAUUCCGACAAACUUACAACUGGAAGGUAGGCUACUCGUCUCUCCCUUCAUACAAUACACGACAUCUCCCUCAAAUAGACUAAGAUUGCCACGCAGCGCUUUGAAGCGCCACCAUCGCCCAAGGCAUUCAAAGUCUUCCCCGGCCGCAGAACCUCCCUACCCUUCACCCUUGGGACCACCCCUGUCCGACGAACCCCCUUUUGACGCGGACCUGUCCGACUUGCGGUCCGAAUACUCGGACAACUUUGUCUGGACCGAACGGAGGAGUUUGCACCAUCUACCACCUGCUGGAAAGGGUCGUCUGACGGGAGGAGACGAGCGAGUGAGACCUUCGUCACUACUGCGGCUAGAAGGAGUACACCGACACUGCCCUGAGUACAGUGACAGCUAUAGAGAGUACACUGACCAGCAGUUUCCGCCCACGCGUGCGAAACGUCCUCUAUCACAGCUCAGGACCACUGACGACAAAGAAAACGAGUGGCUCAAGGUAUCAGAGGCAAAAGCACGCUUUGUAGCCUACCCGGAAGCCAAACGACCGGCCCUGAGACGACGCUCCACCUCCCUCUGUCUAGAAGGAGACCUGCUGGAGAAAACCUCCGAACUGCAUGACAGCUACAGAGAGUAUCCCAUCACGUCUCCCUCCCGCCUCACGCGCCGUCCCACCACGCUCCGUCUGGAGGGAGACCUCGACACUAGCCGCACCACACACCACGAGCAAUUCACCGGCUACGAUCCCCAGCCACGCUGCAGUCAACUGAGAAGACCCACAAACCUCGCCAUGGAAGGGGAUGGCUAUUUCACCCCAGAAUACCGCGAGAAGUUUGUAGAUUUCCCCCGCGAGAGACCUUCCACAAGACGCACUGAGGAAGACCAUGUCAGACAGAUCAGACCGGGGGAUGGGUUUGAAACCGCAACAGAAGCUAAAGACAACUACAUCAAGUACCCUGUGAAACGACGCGUCCCAGAAACUUAUUGUCACCAAGCUGUAGAAACUGAUCAUCUAAGACCUGAGGGUGAUUUCGAGGGUUGUUCGGAGCUUCACUCCAGUUUCACUGAUUUACCCCGGCGCAGAUGUAUUGCAAGACCGCUCGAAGACCACCUGAAACCUGAGGGAGAGAUCGGCAAAAGUACAGAAUUGAAGUCUGAGUUUGUCGAUUUCCCCCGGCAGAGAAACAUAGCACGUGCUUUGGAGGAUCAUCUAAAACCUGAGGGGGAAAUGCUCAACUCAACUGAGUUAAACUCCUCGUUUGUGGAUUUUCCCAGACAGAGAAACAUCUCCAGACCAUUGGCGGAUCAUUUGAGGCCUGAAGGCGAGUUGGAUGCUUCAACUGAGAUCAAAUCAGAGUACGUGGAUUUCCCCAGGCAAAGGAACAUUGCUAAACCAAUUGAAGAUCACCUGAGACCUGAGGGGGAUAUGAUGAAUUCAACAGAGCUGAACUCCUCAUUUAUAGAUUUCCCGAGACAUAGGAAUAUAUCUAGACCGCUAGCUGAUCAUUUGAAACCUGAAGGUGAUAUGGACAGUUCAACCGAGAUCCGAUCCGAGUUUGUUGAUUUCCCCCGCAAGAGGAACAUUGCAAGACCGCUGGAGGACCAUUUGAGGCCUGAGGGAGAGAUGACGAAUGUAACAGAACUAAAUUCUUCGUUUGUGGAUUUCCCCAGAGCCCGUAACAUCUCCCGACCUUUGGCAGAUCAUUUGAAACCUGAGGGGGAAUUGGAUACAUCAACUGAAAUCAAAUCUGAGUUUGUGGAUUUUCCCAGGCAACGAAACAUAGCUAGACCGAUUGAGGAUAAUUUGAGGCCUGAGGGUGAUAUGGUGGAGAAGGCUAGUGAGAUACACUCCAAGUAUGUGGAUUUUCCCAGACAGAGACCAGUGGUGAAGAGGCAGUGCUCAAGUUUGAAGGCGGAGGGGACAAUGCAGGGGACAACCGAGAACUCCAACUACUUCUCGGCAGUUGAGAGUGGGUGUAAAUCAGCGUCCUGCAAGCGUGAGGCGUAUCUACAGCUGGGUGGGGAGAUAGAUAUCCGUCCAGAGUACAACGAGAGCUUCGUCGAUCAUCCCAGGAAGCGGCCUGAGGUGAGGCGACCUGAGGAACAGCUGAGGAAGCUUGAGGGACGCAUCGACACAGAUCCUGAGUAUCGAUCCUCGUUUCUGGACUAUCCCCGGCAGAGGCCCGUCAUCAAGAAGCCUGUCUGUCAACUGAAGAGAUCCGGCAUGGCGAUGUCGAGGGAUGAGGCGUCCAGAGGUCCAUACACGCCCAGUUUCUUGAACACCAAUCAGAGUGGAGAAAAGGCUUUCCGUGUGCUGAACGUGUCGGGUUCUGGGACACAGCCGGCUAUAAGGGCUGGCAGCGGCAGUACGACCACAGACACAGAUAGCUUGUCGCAGUCAGCGCCUUCCUACCGACUUCACGUGCAAAACUGCGACGACAACCAGCGUUCGUCUGCGCAUGCGCAGAGAGGUGCUUUUGUCGUGCUGCCAGACCCAAACAACAACAAUCUAAACUCGUCGUCGGGUAGUCGGUGGCUUAGGAAUAACAACAAACCUUGAAACAAUUGUGAAAAGUUAUUUUUGGAAAAAAGUUACAGUGGAAUGAGAGUUUGAUAACAAAACCCAGGUGACAAUUUCAAGUCGUCGGCUUGGAAAUAGAUAAUAAACCUUACAGGGGUCGUGGAAAGUGUUUUUUGAAGUGAUUAAAAAAACGUUACAGUGAAAUAAUUGUGCAAGAAGAAAAACAAAUUGAAAAUCUUCAAGUCGAGGCCUUAGGUAUGCAGUGUCUGAUAAGUCACUCCCUAUUUUUAUACAGCUAUAAUU